AUGGCCGUAGGAGCGCAGGGACCCCAGCGAUCAGAGCACGCCACGCCGCCCCGCUGGGGACAUAGUCCGCGAGGAGGUCGUCGGAGAGGCGCCAGAGGCCGCGCGUCCCUCUCUUCCACGCCGGUGGCUCGCGGGCCGCAGUUCUCCACUAGAGAGGGCCCCGGGACGGUCCCGGGAAGAGCGCAGAGGCCUCGGCUUCGACCAACGCGGCGGCGGCGCGGCCCACAGACGGCCCCGGGUCACCCAGGCACGGUCCGGUGCCCGCAACCGCAGGGUCCAGAGCUCACCGCCGUGCGCCCCCUUUCCAGGCCUCCUGUUCCUCCGCCCGGUGCAGCUCUGGAUGGGUCGCGUUCUGCGGAGUCUGAGACAGAGGGACGCGCGAACCGGCAGGCACCUGGGCUGGCGGCGGCGGCGGCGGCGGCGGGAGCGAGGGCUCUGCUCCGGCCCGUAAACAACGCGGCCCGUCAGCUGGGCCCCGCGCGGGCCGAGGGAAAAGGUGGCGCGGAUUGCGGAUGGGAAGGGACUGUGCGCUCAAGUGAGGCCCGCCGAGGGGACAAGCCAGCCGAGCGCGGGGAGGCGUGGCCAGGGCUUGCAAUGCCACGCCUCCUCGCCUCCUCGUGUGCAGCCCCCAACUUUGGAGGCCCGGGGCGCACCCGAGGUUCUCCCAACUCCGAUACCCCCCAAAUGCCUAUUUUAAAAGGAGAUAGUGGGCGCCCCACAAGUUCCCUCCCCAGUGAGCUCCUGCCCAGCAGCAUGGCCCACACCAGCUUCCAGGCCACAGCCACGUGUUCACAAUGCCGGCGCCUGUGUUCCCUGGCCUGA
This is a messenger RNA of Onychomys torridus (southern grasshopper mouse), 822 nucleotides long. It is a transcript of the gene Prr25, whose product is annotated as proline rich 25. Bases 1 to 822 code for a protein of 273 amino acids. NCBI's taxonomy places the organism in Eukaryota, Metazoa, Chordata, Mammalia, Rodentia, Cricetidae. The record is from RefSeq and is a predicted model, not a curated record. The transcript is spliced from 2 exons.